UUCAGCUCGAGCAUGGGAAGCUUGACGGCACGCCUCGCAAUUUUCCUCGCGUUCUCACCGCAUCGAGGCUUUGGAGUGCCUUGUGAACCGAACGUGUCGCCUCGGCGCAGUGCUUUCCAAGACGUUUGUCAAGCCCUCCCGGCCUACGAUGCGGCUUUCAACGAUAUCAACAUGACUCAGAAGGUUGAGAUCCUGCAAUUCCUGGAGGAUAAGGUCGCGGCCGCUCUCGAUUGCGAGGAGCUGGAAACCCUGUCCCCCGGCGCUCUCGCGGAGCUCCUGUGCAAGCCGUGGAGAGUUGAGGAAAUUCGUGUUUUCCGUGCGAUAUGGCGCUGGCACCAGCGAGAUUUCGGACGCUGGGAAGGAAAAUCGAAGGAUCUGCUCAAUAAGAUCCACCUGGCCGCCAUACCGGCAGCGCUCCUGCAACACGAAGUUCUCCCUUCGAAACUUUUCGACUGUGCGCUGAUCGUUGACGCUCUCGCCGUGAAAAUUCGAUUCGCCGACUCCAUAGAUCUCUUCCAGCGCUUCAUAGGCCAGGAGAGUUUGAAUGUGAAUGUGAUCAAUGCCUCUCAGGGAGCCAGCGUGAUAUCCGGCACAGAUGGCGAGGUUCUGCUGUCGAAACAUCUUUUUCAGAAGCCCAGAUGCGCUCAUCAUGCACUGAGCGAUACUUCGGGAAUAACGAUCAAACUCGGAACAUCUCAAGUCAUAAAUUCUGUCCUUGUGCAUCUUUUCGACGACGACGGACGCGAAUACUCUUACUACGUCGAAGUCUCAAUCGAUGGGAUCUCGUGGUCCAGGAUAAUCGAUCACACUGGCGAUCUCGUGAAGGGCAAGGUUCUGGACAAGAUUCCGCCAACCGAGGUGGGCUUCGUCAGAGUCGUGGGAACUCGCAACACGAACGAGCGGAGUAAGAACAGUUUCCACUUGUGUGAGUUGCAAGCCGCUCUCUCUGAGUGA
This is a messenger RNA of Galendromus occidentalis (western predatory mite), 954 nucleotides long. Its product is annotated as BTB/POZ domain-containing protein 9. Gene Ontology annotation, cellular component: cytoplasm. The transcript has 3 exons. Bases 13 to 954 code for a protein of 313 amino acids. Lineage: Eukaryota; Metazoa; Arthropoda; Arachnida; Mesostigmata; Phytoseiidae. The record is from RefSeq and is a predicted model, not a curated record.